Messenger RNA from Tricharina praecox, 561 nucleotides. RefSeq lists its product as uncharacterized. The record is from RefSeq and is a predicted model, not a curated record. Lineage: Eukaryota; Fungi; Ascomycota; Pezizomycetes; Pezizales; Pyronemataceae. The transcript is spliced from 4 exons. The coding region runs from base 1 to 561 and encodes 186 amino acids.
AUGGCAGACCCACUGCCCGCUCCCAUCAGGACCUCAGUCCUCGAUGUCUCCGAUGUUCCGGAGACCAAAGCGGCCGAGAAUCCCAGGCUUUCCGAGGAACCCACCGCCGUUCCGCAGGCCGACCAUAACGAACCAGACGAUGGCGAAGCCGAUGAUUCCCUGAACCAAGGAGACGCCACCGACACGUCGGAGGACGAGGACGCAGACGAACCUCAGGGCGCCCCUCUGAGGGAAAACUACACGCACGAGAACUUGUGCGUGAUGCCUUUCUUCAGGGACGAUCUGGGGAACGACCGGCGCUCAGUUGUCAGGAUGUACAAUGAGUACUGGUAUCCUGAUCACCCUCCGGGUAUCUACAAGGAUGCGUUGUACUCACGAUACAAGAAAGCGGUACCCAGCGGCAAUCUCCGCCUCGUUUGCGAUCGUGACGUAAAAUUAGAGAUCAAAGAGCACAGUGGGUGGACUAAACUUGCCACCCACGCACCGGCGCCACGGCACCUGGGCGUCCUCACUCUCAUCAUCUCAAACUCGACAAAAUUCGCUCUCGAUGACUUCCAUUGA